Molecule: messenger RNA, 3769 nt
Organism: Nothobranchius furzeri (turquoise killifish)
Lineage: Eukaryota; Metazoa; Chordata; Actinopteri; Cyprinodontiformes; Nothobranchiidae
Gene: supt5h
Product: SPT5 homolog, DSIF elongation factor subunit
Biological process (GO): transcription elongation by RNA polymerase II; transcription elongation-coupled chromatin remodeling; regulation of transcription by RNA polymerase II
Cellular component (GO): DSIF complex
Molecular function (GO): protein binding; mRNA binding
Source: RefSeq, a predicted model, not a curated record
AGGAUUUGAUUUAGUGAGGCGCUAAAUAAAAGACCUUCUUCUUCUUCUUCUUCUUCUUAACCCAUCCUAUAUAGGUGAAUAAAACAAUGCAGAACAAAAUAAUGUUUGCUUCGGCAACAGACGGACUAUAUUUCUAAACUGAAUGCCAGUUAAAUGAUUUGUGGAGAAAAGGAAAAUAUGUCAGAGUGAGACCUCUUUAUCCCCACGAGCUACGUCCUGGCGAAAACACGCGAGAGGUAACACGUUGCUUCCCGAAAUCUCGUAGCUCUCACGGAAAGCUUCAGGCGUCGCAGACAGAGAUAAACUAUUGUUUUCACUUAUUUGUUGUUUAAUGGAAUAAAAAUCAAAGCGGGAAAUAAAACCAGUUACGACAAAAUGUCUGACAGCGAGGACAGCGACUUUUCUGACAACCAGAGUGAGCGCAGCAGCGAUGGAGAAGCUGAGGAGGUGGAGGAGAACGAGGAGGAGGCUGCCAGCCCUGUGGGCAGUGACAAGGUAGCAGAGGAGGAGGGGGAGGACCUAGAGGAUGAGGAUGAGUAUGAUGAAGAGGAAGAGGAGGAUGAAGACGACGACCGGCCGAGGAAGAAGCCGAGACAUGGAGGGUUCAUUCUGGAUGAAGCCGAUGUGGAUGAUGAAGAUGAGGAUGAUGAUCAUUGGGAGGAGGGAGCAGAGGAUAUUCUGGAGAAAGAAGAAGCUGAAGUGUCGAAUCUGGACCAGGUGGUUCUGGAUGAAGAUCACUCUGGAUCCAGACGCCUGCAGAACCUCUGGAGAGACUCCAGAGAAGAGGCGCUGGGUGAAUACUACAUGAGGAAAUACGCCAAACCUCCAGCGGGAGAACAUUACUCCGGAGGCUCUGGGGAGCUCUCUGAUGACAUCACACAGCAGCAACUACUUCCUGGUGUCAAGGACCCUAAUCUGUGGACGGUCAAGUGUAAGAUUGGAGAGGAGAGGGCGACGGCCAUCGCUCUGAUGAGGAAGUUCAUCGCCUACCAGUUCACCGACACGCCUCUCCAAAUCAAGUCGGUGGUGGCGCCCGACCACGUGAAAGGCUACAUCUACGUGGAGUCGUACAAGCAGACGCACGUGAAAGCCGCCAUCGAGGGCAUCGGGAACCUGAGGAUGGGCUUCUGGAACCAGCAGAUGGUUCCCAUCAAGGAGAUGACGGAUGUGCUGAAGGUGGUGAAAGAAGUCACCAACCUGAAGCCCAAGUCCUGGGUCCGACUCAAGAGAGGCCUGUACAAGGACGACAUCGCUCAGGUGGACUACGUGGAGCCGAGUCAGAACACCAUCUCCCUGAAGAUGAUUCCUCGGAUAGAUCUGGACCGGAUCAAGGCCAAAAUGACUCUGAAAGAUUGGUUUGCUAAGAGGAAGAAGUUCAAGAGACCUUCUCAGAGGUUAUUUGACGCAGAGAAGAUCAGGUCUCUGGGCGGGGAGGUCAGCCAUGACGGAGACUUCAUGAUCUUUGAGGGGAACCGUUACAGUCGCAAAGGGUUCCUGUUCAAGAGCUUCGCCAUGUCUGCUGUGAUCACAGACGGUGUGAAGCCCACGCUGUCUGAGCUGGAGAAGUUCGAGGAUCAGCCAGAAGGAAUCGAUCUGGAGGUGGUGACGGAGUCAGGUAAGGAGCGCGAACACAAUCUGCAGGCCGGUGACAACGUGGAAGUGUGUGAGGGGGAGUUAAUCAACCUGCAGGGAAAAAUCCUGAGUGUCGACGGCAACAAGAUCACCAUCAUGCCCAAACACGAAGACCUGAAGGACCCUCUGGAGUUCCCAGCGAGCGAGCUGAGGAAGUAUUUCCGGAUGGGCGACCACGUGAAGGUGAUCGCUGGACGAUACGAGGGCGACACGGGUCUGAUCGUCAGGGUGGAGGAGAACUUCGUCAUCCUUUUUUCGGACCUCACCAUGCACGAGCUGAAGGUUCUACCCAGAGACUUGCAGCUCUGCUCCGAGACGGCGUCCGGUGUGGACGUGGGGGGGCAGCACGAGUGGGGGGAGCUGGUCCAGCUGGAUCCACAGACGGUUGGGGUCAUAGUCCGACUGGAGCGAGAGACAUUCCAGGUUCUGAACAUGCACGGGAAGGUUCUGACAGUUCGCCACCAGGCGGUCAACCGCAGGAAGGACAACCGGUUCGCUGUGGCGCUGGACUCCGAGCAGAACAACAUCCACGUCAAAGACAUCGUCAAAGUCAUCGACGGGCCGCACUCGGGCCGUGAAGGUGAGAUCCGCCACCUGUUCAGAGGCUUCGCCUUCCUUCAUUGCAAGAAGCUGGUGGAGAACGGCGGCAUGUUCGUGUGCAAGACCCGACACCUGGUUCUGGCCGGCGGCUCCAAGCCGAGAGAUGUGACCAACUUCACGGUGGGAGGAUUUGCUCCAAUGAGCCCCCGCAUCAGCAGCCCCAUGCACCACGGCGGAGGGGGAGCUCAGCCAAGAGGAGGCGGAGGAGGAGGAGGUGGCGGAGGAGGAUUCGGUCGAGGACGGGGGCGACGAGACAACGAGCUUAUUGGUCAGACAGUCCGGAUCUCCCAGGGUCCUUACAAAGGAUACAUCGGGGUGGUGAAGGACGCAACAGAGUCCACGGCCCGGGUGGAGCUGCACUCCACCUGUCAGACCAUCUCUGUGGACCGGCAGCGCCUGACUACCAUGGGAGCCAAGAGACACACUGGAGCAACCUCGGCCCACGGACGCACCCCCAUGUUUGGCUCCCAGACCCCCAUGUACGGCGCCGGCUCCAGGACGCCCAUCUACGGCUCCCAGACGCCACUCCACGACGGAAGUCGAACGCCUCACUACGGCUCUCAGACGCCGCUGCACGAUGGGAGCAGGACACCGGGUCAGAGUGGGGCCUGGGACCCCAGCAACCCCAACACACCUUCCAGAAAUGAUGAAGAGUACGACUUCGGCUUCGAUGAUGAGCCGUCCCCGUCUCCUCAGGGCUACGGGGGGACCCCCAACCCCCAGACACCGGGAUACCCAGAGGUCCCCUCCCCACAGGUCAACCCUCAGUACAACCCUCAGACCCCGGGCACGCCUGCUAUGUAUUCUCCGUACGCCGCUCCGUCUCCUCAGGGCUCCUACCAGCCUAGUCCCAGUCCUCAGAGCUACCACCAGGUGGCGCCAUCACCUGUCGGGUUUCCCAACACUCAUUCACCUGCUGGCUAUCACCCCACGCCCUCCCCCAUGGCUUAUCAGGCCAGUCCCAGUCCCAGUCCAGUGGGUUACAGCCCCAUGACCCCUGGAGCACCCUCUCCGGGAGGCUAUAACCCCCACACCCCCGGCUCCAACAUUGAGCAGGGCGGCAGCGACUGGGUCACCACGGACAUCCUGGUCCGGGUCAAGGACUCCUUCAUGGACCUGAUGGGUCAGAUCGGGGUCAUCAGGAGCGUCACGGGCGGAAUGUGCUCCGUCUUCAUGCAGGAGUCGGAGAAGGUGGUGAGCGUCAGCAGCGACCACCUGGAGCCCGUCACCCCGACCAAGAACAACAAGGUAAAGGUGAUUCUGGGAGAGGACCGCGAGGCCACAGGCGUCCUGCUGAGCAUCGACGGAGACGACGGCAUCGUCCGCAUGGAGCUGGACGACCAGCUGAAGAUCCUUAAUCUGAGGUUUCUGGGACGCCUCGAGCUUUGAGGGACCCUCGGCGCACCAUUUCAGCUCUUCUCGGUUUAGUUUUGUACGUUUUUCUGUUCAGUGCUCCUGCUUUGAUUUUAGUGUUCCUCGUUCUGUCUGGACUUCUGCUUUAUGAAUUAAAACAACGUAUUUCGUGUCAAACAGUGAA